Morus notabilis is the source of this 1928-nucleotide messenger RNA. RefSeq lists its product as uncharacterized. The record is from RefSeq and is a predicted model, not a curated record. The transcript has a single exon. Bases 116 to 1630 code for a protein of 504 amino acids. NCBI's taxonomy places the organism in Eukaryota, Viridiplantae, Streptophyta, Magnoliopsida, Rosales, Moraceae.
CAAGUGUUUUUUUUUAUUACUAAAAAAAAAUCGACUUGAAAGUUGGUCUUCCACAAGUAAUAAUGGCCGUAAGUCGUUAAAUCCCAUUACUCUCUCUCACUCACUCUCCAUAGCAAUGGACUCGCAUGAAAACCAGCGACCUCUUAACGAACCAGAGACAAAUCAAACUCUCUCCUUCACCUCCAAAUUGAAAAAAGCCUUCGCAUUCUACAUACUUCCACUCCUAAUUCUCUUCUUAGCAAUCUCCUUGACCUUAAACAACACAAACUACUACAAAACCCAACUCCUAAAACACACAUUCUCAUCAAACCCCAACCUUUUCCAAACCAUUUUUGCCCUUCUCUCCCCCACUCAACAAAAACCCAGAAUCAAACAAUCUCCAAAACCCAUUUCCAAGCCUCCCUACUGUGUUCUAUGGAUGGCUCCUUUCCUCUCAGGUGGUGGGUACAGUUCAGAAAGUUGGUCAUACAUCUUGGCCCUUCACGAACACAUCAAAAACUCAUCUUUCAAACUUGCCAUUGAUCAUCAUGGUGAUUUGGAAUCAGUAGAAUUCUGGGAAGGUUUGCCAGGACCCACCAAGAACUUGGCCGUUGAGCUUUACAACACAGAAUGUACAAUGAGUAAUAAGACUCUUGUGAUAUGCCACAGUGAGCCCGGCGCCUGGUAUCCUCCAUUGUUUGAAACUUCACCAUGCCCACCAGGUGUUUACCAAAAUUUCAAGGCGGUUAUCGGCCGGACGAUGUUUGAAACGGAUAGGGUGAAUUCUGAACAUGUUAAGCGAUGUAACAGAAUGGACUAUGUUUGGGUGCCUACUGAAUUUCAUGUCUCCACUUUUGUAGAAAGUGGGGUUGAUCCAUCCAAGGUUGUGAAAAUUGUUCAGCCUAUUGAUGUCAAGUUCUUUGACCCACUUGAGUACAAGCCUUUGAAUCUUCAUUCUGUUGAGAGUUUGGUAAUAGGGGGACCAACCCGGAGACCGAAAUCGAAUUCGGAGUUUGUGUUUUUGAGUGUCUUUAAGUGGGAGUACAGGAAAGGAUGGGAUGUGUUGCUGAAGGCUUAUUUGGAAGAAUUCUCUGGUGUUGAUGGUGUGGCUUUGUAUCUGUUAACAAACCCGUAUCACACUGAUAGUGAUUUUGGGAAUAAGAUUGUGGAGUUCGUGGAGAAUUCUGGAUUGGAAAAGCCUGUGACCGGUUGGGCUCCGGUAUAUGUCAUUGACAGCCACAUAGAUCAAAUCGAUUUGCCCCGUCUUUAUAAGGCGGCUGAUGCGUUUGUUCUUCCUUCAAGAGGAGAAGGGUGGGGGAGACCUAUUGUGGAAGCGAUGGCCAUGUCAUUGCCGGUAAUUGCGACCAAUUGGUCGGGACCAACUGAGUACAUGACGGAGGAAAAUAGCUAUCCAUUGCCACCGGAGAGGAUGAGUGAAGUGACGGAGGGGCCUUUUAGAGGGCAUCUUUGGGCGGAGCCUUCAGUCGGUAAGCUUCGGGUUUUGAUGAGGCGUGUGAUGAACAACAUUGAGGAAGCCAAAGCUAGAGGAAAGAAGGCAAGGGAAGACAUGAUCAGAAAGUACUCCCCUGAUAUUGUUGCCAAUAUCCUUACUGAUCACAUACAAAAGAUACUUGAAAAGUCUGAUGAAUAAUAGUCUUAGCCUUUUCUCCCAGAAUUCUGAAAACUGCUAGACUUGCUGCUUGAUAUUGCCACGAAAUUGUCAUUAAGCUGAGGCUUGCAUGUGGUCUGUGCAGGCUGCUAAGUAUAAUGAGUUGAUGAACUUGAUGAUUACUGAGACUGAGAUGUUCAACUGAUUGAUUAACUGGAAAUGUUAGUGUGCCAUUUUGCUUGGUUGUAUUUUCAAUCCAUGGAUUUAUCAGUGCUUUCCAUGAAACAACUUUUUUUUUUUUUUUUUUUUUGUUAAUCUCACAAAUAGCCUGUGAAGUUUA